AUGGCAAGCGGCAAGCUUUCCCUGCUUGAAAUUCUGGACAUUCCUGUGGGCUUCGUCCACGCCAGUGAGCAUUUACUCGCCCGCCCGGUCUACAGCCAGCUAAUAUUGCUCUACAGUAUUUGGGACCUUGUUAGCAGCGGCAUUUUCGCCGUUUCGAGGCCCGAAUACACCAAAGACUCUGAAGCGUCACCUUCUCUUGACAGUGACCAGAAAGGUCUUUACACGUUUGUCGCCCGAGCAAUUACAGUAGGAACCACCGAGUCAAAUUACCUCGCAUGGACCAAGAAAGAGCACUUGAGCCCCGGCAGUGUGUCCUUAUCGUGUGCCAACACGAAAGCCUUCUGGUUCGGUGAUCAGAAAGCCGACAAUAUCGUCUUAUACUAUCAUGGCGGUGGCUUUGGCAUGCCGGGAGGGGAUGGCCAUUUCACCUUCAUCAAUUCGCUGAUCAUGAAAGCCGCGACCGCGGGAAAAUCAGUUGGCGUGCUGAUGCUUCAGUACGACCUUGCCCCGGGCGGGCAAUACCCACGACAGCUCGAGCAAGCCGUUGAACUCUUACGCUAUGCGAUAGUCAAUUUGCACAAAUCUCCCGAACAUAUCUCUCUCAUGGGCGAUUCGGCCGGCGGCAAUCUGAUCUUCGGCAUACUUUCCCACCUAAUGCAUCCGCAUCCCUCCAUCGAGCCCGUCAAGCUAUCGACACCACUAAAGACUGCAUUGAUCAGCAGCCCUGUCACUGUUCUCAACGCAAAGAACGACAGGUUCCACACUCACGAAGGUCAGGAUCCAGCAUCAGCGGCCACGAUCGAGGUGUGGCUGCAGAACAUGCUGGGUCCAAGCAAGGCAGACGCAUGGAAUGAGCCGCUCAGCGCUGACGCGGAGUGGUGGACUGGAUUGGAUAACGUGGUGAAGGAAGUGUUAGUAACGGUGUCAAAGGUUGAGAUGAUGGCAGCGGAAACGAGUGCGUGUGCGGCGAAGAUUCAGACGGUAUACAGCGGUCUUACGCUUUUCGAAUCCGAAGUCGACUUCCAUGCGGAGCCGGCGAUUGGCCCUGCGCUCGGCAUGGAAGAAGGAGAGACUGCGAAGCUCAUGAUUGAAUGGGCUUUGGCGCGAGUUUGA
Molecule: messenger RNA, 1113 nt
Organism: Cyphellophora europaea CBS 101466
Lineage: Eukaryota; Fungi; Ascomycota; Eurotiomycetes; Chaetothyriales; Cyphellophoraceae
Exons: 2
Coding region: 1-1113 (370 amino acids)
Molecular function (GO): hydrolase activity
Source: RefSeq, a predicted model, not a curated record